Messenger RNA from Paramuricea clavata, 940 nucleotides. NCBI's taxonomy places the organism in Eukaryota, Metazoa, Cnidaria, Anthozoa, Malacalcyonacea, Plexauridae. The record is from the annotation of a GenBank genome assembly.
AGCAAUCCAAGGAGAAGUUCACAGUGUACUUUCACUUAUCCAUCCUUUGAAAACCUUGCAUGGGGGCAUACCACUGAGACAAAUGGAGAAUUUCCUGAAGGAAAUAAGUUCGCAUGAACCUGAUCUAACUCCUGACCCACGGAUAAAAUGGAAGACAUCGCCAGAAGAGGGUAGCGAGGAUAGCAAGGAUGGUAGUAUCACCUCGCCUUUGGUGCGAGAUCUUGCAGACAGCAUACCCGAAGGACAAGAUGGUAUUGACAUUGCUGAAUUUGAGUCAUGUGAAGUUUUCGAGAAAGAGACAUAUGUUUAAACAAUUUCCAGGUUUUUAAUAUCUACUGUAUUAAAUAAUUAUUGUAAAAGUUUUCAGAAAUUAUUUAUUUCUAUUGUGCUAAAUUUUAUCAUAAAGUUUUGGUGUAAGGUUAUGUAGUACGUGCAUGGGCCUGUAAUUUUAAAGAAAUUUUCUUCAAAGGCUGCUUUCCGAUAACACACUGGGAAAAAUUUAUAUCAUUUCAAAACCUCAUUAAUAAUUCAUGAGGAAACCACAAAGAAAAAUCAUAAGCUUGUCGUAUCUUUGUAGGUGAUACGAGGGCGGAUCAAAAAUUCUGCCACUUGUCCGAUAUUUCUGAUAAUUCACACACAACGUCACAAAUUACAGUCACAUUCCCUCAAACUAGCUUCCUCCGACUUCUAUACAUCGUUGCCUCCUCGUUCUCCAUUUCUGAAAGCACUGGCGGUAUUCUGAAGCAGGUAUAUCCCUCAUCACAGAAUGGACGGCUUUAGCAAGGUCGUGGAUCCGACGGCCUUCCAGCAAUGGUAGAUUGUAUUUUAGAAAGACCCCAGAAGUCGCAAGGAGCCAGGUCUGGUGAGUAUGGUGGAUGUUCGACCAAACGGAUACCAUUCGGAUCGAGGUAAGUCUGUGUAAGGCGCGCUUUGUGAGGAC